CGGACUCAAAAGCAGUUGUCUUGUCGCCGGAUCAAAACUGAUUUUGCUUCGUUUGUCAUAGCUUGCUCUGUUUCGUUUCUUCGACAUUCCAAUUUUUGCUUGCUUCGCGCGUUUCGGUUUCAAGAAUCAGGGUGAGUCGCCUUCCUUUUCAUUUCAAUCACAACGCAAAUCGUAUAGCUAUAGUCAUUUGCAGAAUCUUUUUGGGUAUUAACAGGAAAUUCUGAAACUCUGCUUUCUUUUUAUUGCAUUCAAUUUAGGUGGCACCUCAGUGCUUUUGCAUGCGAUGUCUUGACUUUGUGGUAUCUGUUGAUGAAACUGGCUAUCCCGUUUGCCUCCUUAUUCUGAUCCUGUAUGGUGUAGUAGUAUCCCUCAGUCUGAUCUUGAUAGAACCAAAUGUACAAGAUAUCGUUAAGCCAUCGGUUUGAAAACAUCUCAUGAAACUCAUCCAAGAAAAGGAAACAUUUUGCAAAUUUCGAUAAAUCCUGCCACUGGCGCUUGAACAUUCCGGAUAUUUUACUGAAUAAGGCGAUACCUGUAAAAUUCGUUGGACUGUAAGAGAUAAAACGGUUGGUGAUGUAAAAAUUCAGCGUUUUGCCUCGAUCCCCUCGAGGAUAUUUUCCAUUACGUGAUGCUGUGCUCAUUUUUUGACGAGAGGCAUAUGCAAAGAACAGCGAUUCGAUGACCAUCUCAGAUUAAAUGCCUUCUUCCCAAUGUGGCGAUGGAUGGAACCAUGUUAGAGUAUCUGCUGGUAAUAGCAAUUCAGGACUAAUGUGGUUUUGUUACCCUCCCCUCGCUUUAAUUAGCUGCUACUCAUUUAUUUAACUGGAAAGUGGGGCACCACAAUGUUAAGCAACGCUGGAAGGGAAUGGGUUUGUGGACGUUGCUUGAAGGCCUUUUGCUUCUUGCAAAUGCACUGGCAAUAUUGAACGAGGACCGUUUCCUCACUCCGCAAGGGUGGACCUUUCAAGAAUUUCCAGGAGGCAAGGUCAAGUCACUGAAAGGGCAGGUUCUUGGUCUCAUCAAUGCAACCCAAUACCUAAGGGUUCCGCUUAUCAUCUUAAACGUUAUCAGCAUAGUGGUAAAGCUGGUCUCGGGCUGAUUCUCCCCACCAAACGCAGAUCUUUAUAUAAAUGUCCAAAGGUCGCAUCCUUAAUGCCUUGUCCCUCAUUUUUGGUAAUAUGGAUCAUAUUAUCAAUCUUGUAGUAUAUAGGUUGGGUUGAGUCAACUAAGAUUUUUAAGUCACUAAUGUAGGUUGUGAGGGGAGCAGGUGCCGUAAAUUUGAGAUUGGUCAGUAAUCAACUCUGAUACUAAUUAUCCCACAGUUAAUAUCUCUGUUUUCUCUGUUUCGUUUUGUCCAUUGGCUUAAUUAGCCCGGUUAAAAAAAAUUAGCCCGGUUUAGGCAGCAUCCUUUAACAUUAUCAGAAGUCUAUUGUAUGGUUUAUCAGCAGAUUAGAUUCGUCAACUGUUCAAUAA
Molecule: messenger RNA, 1473 nt
Organism: Syzygium oleosum
Lineage: Eukaryota; Viridiplantae; Streptophyta; Magnoliopsida; Myrtales; Myrtaceae
Exons: 2
Coding region: 866-1099 (77 amino acids)
Biological process (GO): endoplasmic reticulum to Golgi vesicle-mediated transport
Cellular component (GO): Golgi membrane; COPII-coated ER to Golgi transport vesicle; endoplasmic reticulum membrane
Source: RefSeq, a predicted model, not a curated record